This is a messenger RNA of Danaus chrysippus (African queen), 1305 nucleotides long. NCBI's taxonomy places the organism in Eukaryota, Metazoa, Arthropoda, Insecta, Lepidoptera, Nymphalidae. The record is from the annotation of a GenBank genome assembly.
AUGAAUUCUUUGCCGAUGGAAAAGAAAGAUUUAUUAGUAAAAAUUAAUGAAAAUUCAACAAAACCAGAAUCAAAUGGCCAGGUAGUUAAUGGAGAUCCACCCGAUGGGGGUUUACGGGCAUACACGGUGGUUUUAGGCUCUUUUUUAACAAAUGGAUUAAUAUUCGGUGUUAUAAAUUCAUACAGUGUUAUAUAUACUGUCCUACAAAAGAGGUUAGAAGAUGAAAAUGUACCAAAUUCUGAAAGCAGAGCUGCUUUGGUUGGCGCUUUGACGAUGGGAACCACCUUCCUUUUGUCACCUAUCUCAGGAGUGCUUACUGGACUCAUGGGACUGAGAUGUACGGCUGUCUUGGGUGGAACUAUUGCAGCAUUUGGUUUGCUUAUAUCAUCGUUCGCAAUUGAUUAUGUUAAUGUUCUAUGUUUUACUUACGGCGUUAUGUAUGGCUUGGGAGCUUCUCUCGCCUACACCCCUUCACUGGCCAUUCUUGGACAUUACUUCAAAAAACGUUUAGGUUUCGCUAACGGCAUAGUUACCAUCGGUAGUUCUGUUUUCACGGUAAUAAUACCACCUUUAAUGGAAUUGAUGAUAGAAAAAUACGGUUUACCUGGACUAUUCAGAGUAUUGGCUGUUAUAAGUGUGGGUAUAGCUCUAUGUGGCUUACUUUUCAAACCGAUCCCAGUCGUUAUUAUAGAUAAACCGGCUAGAAAAAAUCAUAAAGCACUUUUAAAAACAAUAAUUAAUGUUCAAAUUUGGAAAAACAAUAAAUAUAGGUAUUGGGCCAUGUCUAUGCCUAUUGCACUUUUUGGUUACUUUGUACCCUACGUACAUAUUAAGAAGUUUAUUGAACUUAAUUUUACUAAUGUAAACGAUAACUUACCCCUUCAAUGCAUAGCUGUAACUUCGGGUAUUGGAAGAUUAAUUUUUGGUAUUCUAGCCGAUAGAAAAUGGGCAAAUCGAAUUAUGUUACAACAAAUAUCGUUCUACGCAAUUGGUACGUUAACAAUAAUUUUGCCUUAUGUAAAAUCUUUCCCGUUAUUAGUAGUAAUAUCUUUGGGUAUGGGGAUAUUUGAUGGCGCGUUUAUAUCGCUAAUUGGACCGAUAGCUAUUCAGUUCUGUGGUAGCGUCCAGGCAGCGCAAAGCAUUGGAUGUAUGUUGGGUGUAGCGGCUUUCCCUCUAUCACUAGGUCCACCUAUAGCUGGGCUUAUAUUUAAGGCUCAUCAUUCCUAUACAUUACCGUUCAUAUUAGCCGGCAUUUCACCUUUAGUAGGUGCAACUAUAAUGUUCGCUAUUAGGUUCCAAAAGUAG